Messenger RNA from Aspergillus oryzae RIB40, 2070 nucleotides. RefSeq names its product glycoside hydrolase family 154 protein. The coding region runs from base 1 to 2070 and encodes 689 amino acids. Lineage: Eukaryota; Fungi; Ascomycota; Eurotiomycetes; Eurotiales; Aspergillaceae. The transcript has a single exon. The record is from RefSeq and is a predicted model, not a curated record.
AUGCCUCCUCUUCGUGGCUUUUCCGACAACCCUUUCAGCGACAAGGGUGAUGUGAUCGUCGCAACAACAGCUCUUGUCCAAGCUCUUGAACCAUAUUUCUCACCAGGACAAGCGCGGGUACGAUUACCCAUUUACUCGGGAGCACAUUUCGAUGAAGUAGCGGCCGACCUAGAAGGCUUUGCACGACCCAUCUGGGCUAUAGCUGCUGUGUUCGCAGAAUCUGCCACUACGACGGACCCAACACUACAGACAUACGCGGAGCGCUUGGUAUCAGGACUUGCCAAUGGGGUUGAUCCAGGACAUCCCGAAUACUGGGGAGCAAUAGACGACUGGGACCAACGCAUGGUAGAGGCGGAGGCAAUAUCAUUCGCACUCCUUUUAGCUCCAAAGACAUUCUAUGAGCCAUUAUCAGCUCACAGUCGCAGCCACUUGGUCGAAUGGCUAUCUGGGCUGAAUGGAAAAGUAAUGCCCAAAAACAACUGGCGCUGGUUUAGGAUCUUUGCCAACCUUGCUCUGCAUAGAGUUUGCGGUGUCCCUUACGAGGAUGUGAAACACUUUAUCUGGGAAGAUUUUGCUCUUCUCGACACAUUUCAAUUGGACAAUGGAUGGGCUGCGGAUGGCCCUUGGAGAAAGGAUGCGACCGAUGGAGAGGAAGCGUACGGUCGCCAGGCAGACUAUUAUUCCGGAAGCUUCGCGAUUCAGUUUAGCCAACUGCUAUACACUAUCUUUGCUGCCGACUUGGAUCCUGGGCGUGUAUCUCGAUAUAUCCACCAGGCGAGAGAGUUCGCAGGUCAGUUCUGGAGAUAUUUUGACAAGGAUGGCGCCCCCAUUCCCUUUGGUAGAUCUUUAACAUAUCGGUUCGCCAUGGGCGCGUUUUAUGCAGCAUUUGCCCUGGCUGGAGCCUACGAUUCCUCAAGCCCUUACACAUCUCCUGGAUUUGUCAAGGGAAUGCUCCUCCGUCAUUUGAGGUGGUGGGCCACGCAUUCCGACAAUGUUUUUGCGUUAGACGGAACCCUCACCAUCGGCUACCUGUACCCGAAUAUGUUUAUGUGCGAGGAUUACAACUCGCCACAGUCACCGUACUGGGCUAUGAAGAGUUUUGUCAUGCUAGCACUGGCUAGCAAUGAUGAAUUGUGGCAGGCAGACGAGCUUCCUCAUCCUUUGGCAGCAAUUGAAGAAACGAAGUCACUUGAGUCAGGGGUGAAGCUGCUCUCAGCACCUUUCCAGAUACUGUGUGAUCACCCAGAUGGCCAGCAUCAUUUCAUGAUUUCCGGUGGUCAAUUUUGUGUCUGGCCCCUCAAGGCGACGCAAGCCAAGUAUAGCAAGUUCGCAUAUUCUUCUGCAUUCGGUUUCAGUGUUCCAACUGGGCUAUUGUUGACACAGAUUGCUCCAGAUAGCACCCUCGCUAUCAGUGGAGACGAUGGGGAGACCUGGGUCACUCGAUGGCAGACAACCACCAAUCCUAGGAUUGAGACCUUCACGAUCAACAAUCAGGAUGUGCAAUGUCUACGCAGUGGAUGGAAGCCGUGGCGGUCAGGCAGUAUAGAAAUCGACACACUCGUCAUUCCUCCUUGCGACAAGUGGCCUGAUUGGCAUGUGCGAGUCCAUCGUAUUCGCAAUACUCGGGCUGGAUCUUCCAAUAUAGAAAAGCUUAGACUCGUUGAGGGCGCCUUCUCGAUAGAAGUCAAACAGCCACGUCGCACGCCCACCUUGACGGAGAACUGGGGUGCAACAGAUGGACUGGAUGUCGCCCACGGCGGUCGCAUGGAAUGUGGCACAAGUUGUCUAGUUAUAGGUAAUGGUGAUGCUAGCGGCAUAAAGAACCUGUUCACCUCAGAGUGCUCACUAGAAGGGAAAGUGUUAAAGCCGGAUCCAAACACCAACCUGAUGACUCCGCGAACGUUGAUCCCUACUCUAGAGCAUGAGAUCCUCAGUCUACCAGGGCGGGACAUAGUCAUUGCUAAUGCUGUAUUUGCUAUUAGCAAGGGAAAGAUACAGUUUAGCCAGCAGGAACUUAUGAAGAGGUGGUACCUGGCUCCUCGAUUGCCAGAAGAGGUCUUCAUCUUCUAA